This is a messenger RNA of Camelina sativa (false flax), 751 nucleotides long. RefSeq lists its product as uncharacterized. Lineage: Eukaryota; Viridiplantae; Streptophyta; Magnoliopsida; Brassicales; Brassicaceae. The record is from RefSeq and is a predicted model, not a curated record.
UUCACAAUUCAGAAUUCCUUCUUCACACACAACAAACAAUGGCCCCGCUCCCCGUUAGCGUUACCGUUACCGUCACCGUUCUUCUGUUCACGUUGGCUCUCUCCGUCGCUUCCUCCAAGCCGGGAAAUGACAUCAUCGACGAACCCUUAACCACUGUAUCAGUCGAACCCGACCCAGAUUCCUCAAAACCAACCCUUCCCGGAUCCGACGAGGUCACAAGUUUCGUCAAUUUCCAUCCGAUCAACCGUCAUUUCCCUAGACGUCCGUUAACGACGACGGAACCUUUCAAACGCCGUCCGUGCCACGAGCUGCGGUGGGGACGAGGCCUUCAGAUCUCUUACGGCAACGACAUGAUUUUGUCCGGCGAAGAUGAGAAGGUGGCAGGUACAGACGUCGUCGUUGCGGAUAUCCCGGCGAUUAAGAUCUUAGUCGGGUCGGAGGAGGAUAAUGGGUCCAAGAAGGCUAAGGUGAAAUUGGUAAAGCGCAAAGAAGAAGAUGAGAGAGACUAUUACAAGAGAAAGAUUCGCAAGUUUCUCAACCAUUUGGUCUGAAUGAAGAAGAUGAACAACCAAGACUCGAGUUUGUGUUAGAAUCUAAGAUAUGAUCAAAUAAAUAGCAUGCACUAUGUUCAUAUGAUCUGAAAAUGAUGAUGAUGUAUUUUGUUUAUAUAUAUAUACAUAUAUAUCAAUGUCAGUAGAAGAUGUUUUUGUAAAACUUUUUAUUCUAUAGAUUGAUGAUCCCAGUCUAUAUA